AUUGCAAUGCACUAUGAGGCCAGCUCAGUACAUUAUAAGGUGGAUGAUGGCGAAAGUGAUGAUGAAUAUGCUCAUCUCCUCCCACCUGAUGGCCAUACAAUCCAUAUCACAACAUCCUCGGGUAUCCUUGAGACUCAUACUGUUACACUUUUUCAUCAACUUAAAUGUCUUGAUAUCAUACGCAAAGAAUAUGCAUAUUCUCAUCCUUCAACACCCGAGCUUACCCAACAUUGCUUGACAUAUCUACACCAAACCAUCCUUUGCAGACCAUACUUUGGCUUGGAGGUCACAAAGAAUGUGGCAGCAACAGCAAGAAAGAGCCGUGAAUUGGUUUGUCGGAACUGGGAGGCAGUCUAUGAAGAGGCACAAGAAAAU
Messenger RNA from Lentinula edodes (shiitake mushroom), 375 nucleotides. RefSeq lists its product as uncharacterized. The record is from RefSeq and is a predicted model, not a curated record. The annotation marks the transcript as partial. Gene Ontology annotation, biological process: mycotoxin biosynthetic process. The transcript has a single exon. Lineage: Eukaryota; Fungi; Basidiomycota; Agaricomycetes; Agaricales; Omphalotaceae.